UAUCCUUUUGUCUCUCACAACUAAUUCCUUUGCCCAUGUGGCUGGUGAACCUGGUUGAACAAAAUGUGUUGCACUUACAUGGGCAUAUUUUUCAGGCUGAACUUAGGGCAAAUGUCUUUGAGGCAAUUGAGGAGGAGGAUAGAGCAAUUGAAAAGGAUGAAGGCUUGCCUCCCUCUAUUAGGCAGCUGCAAUGAUCGUGCUAAACAUCUUCAUAAUUCUCCAUCAGGAAGGCUACUAACUGCACUUGUAUGUGAAUAUUUGGAUUGGGCUCAAUUAAACCAUACAUUGAAAGUUUAUUUGCCAGAGUGUAAUUUGCAAAAGGAUUUCUGGAAAUCUGAGUUAAAAGAAUUUAGUAGCAAGAAUGGAUAUGAUCUUAACAUGAAUGGAGACAGUGGCCCGUUACUUUUGGAUGUUCUUGAAGGAUUCUUGAAGUAUGAGGUGCGGUAUAAUACUCUGUAGAAUAUUUUAAACCACGUAAUAAUCAUUUCAAUGG
Messenger RNA from Ipomoea nil (Japanese morning glory), 493 nucleotides. RefSeq names its product protein TONNEAU 1a-like. Gene Ontology annotation, molecular function: protein binding. NCBI's taxonomy places the organism in Eukaryota, Viridiplantae, Streptophyta, Magnoliopsida, Solanales, Convolvulaceae. The transcript is spliced from 3 exons. The record is from RefSeq and is a predicted model, not a curated record. The coding region runs from base 64 to 459 and encodes 131 amino acids.